Molecule: messenger RNA, 537 nt
Organism: Argentina anserina (silverweed cinquefoil)
Lineage: Eukaryota; Viridiplantae; Streptophyta; Magnoliopsida; Rosales; Rosaceae
Exons: 1
Coding region: 1-537 (178 amino acids)
Molecular function (GO): nucleic acid binding
Source: RefSeq, a predicted model, not a curated record
AUGAAGCUUGAUGAUGCUCUAUGGGCUUAUCGGACCGCAUUCAAAACAACUAUCAGAAUGUCUCCCUAUCGCCUUGUUUAUGGAAAUGCUUGUCAUUUGCCGGUUGAGUUGGAGCAUAAGGCUUAUUGGGCAUUGAAGACCCUCAAUUUUGACAUAGAAAAGUGUGGUGAGGAGCGGAAGUUAGAGCUUUGUGAGCUAGAGGAGCUUCGGAUGGAUGCCUAUGAGAAUGCAAAUAUUUAUAAAGAGAAAACUAAGGCAUUCCAUGACCAAAGGAUCAAAACCAAGCACUUGGAGGUUGGGAAAUUUGUACUUCAUUUCAACUCCAAAUUAAAGUUAUUUCCCGGCAAGCUAAGAUCAAGAUGGAUUGGGCCAUUUGAGAUUGUUCAAGUAUUUAGUCAUGGGGCGGUCACAUUGAAGAAGCUAAGAGAUGGAUCUACCUUUAAGGUUAAUGGUCAUCAAGUGAAGCCUUACCUAGAGGGUGCACCAAAAGAUACUUAUGCGGAGGUGAAGUACUUCGAGGACCCUCUCACCGUUUGA